Messenger RNA from Andrographis paniculata, 531 nucleotides. Its product is annotated as photosystem II 5 kDa protein, chloroplastic. Lineage: Eukaryota; Viridiplantae; Streptophyta; Magnoliopsida; Lamiales; Acanthaceae. The record is from RefSeq and is a predicted model, not a curated record. Bases 76 to 399 code for a protein of 107 amino acids. The transcript has a single exon.
GAACUGAUCCAAAAAAGGCCCUUAUUCAAAAUUUUCAUUGCUAAAAAAAUCCUUACCAAACAAGAAGCUGUAACAAUGGCUUCCAUGACCAUGCCUGGUUCAUUCUUGAGUAGUACCAAGCAAAUGCCCAUCCCCAUGCCCAUUGCCACCACCUGCCGCGGAGCGGCGGCGGCGAGGGCAAAGAAGACGGCGGCGGAGGCUGAGGUGGAGAGAGAGCACAGCAGCAGCAGCAGCAACCGUAGGAGGGAGCUCAUGCUGGCAGUGGCAAUGGCAGCCGCUUGCUCGGUGGCUAAAGUUGCCAUGGCGGAUGAUGAGCCAAAGCGCGGCAGUCUGGAGGCUCGGAAGAAGUACGCGCCAAUCUGUGUCACAAUGCCCACGGCUCGGAUUUGUCACAACUGAUCAUCUUUGCACCUGUACUUUACUAGAGAUGGUUUUUCAUGUUAUGUCAAAUAUGAACUGUGAAAUGAGCAGUGUGUUCUUUCUCAAUCUUUCCUUCUUCCAUUGCAAUGAAAUAAGCAAAUGUUUAUUCGA